Oncorhynchus masou masou (cherry salmon) is the source of this 3947-nucleotide messenger RNA. RefSeq names its product nuclear receptor subfamily 6 group A member 1-A-like. Gene Ontology annotation, biological process: regulation of DNA-templated transcription. The transcript has 11 exons. Bases 1 to 1500 code for a protein of 499 amino acids. Lineage: Eukaryota; Metazoa; Chordata; Actinopteri; Salmoniformes; Salmonidae. Gene Ontology annotation, molecular function: zinc ion binding; sequence-specific DNA binding; nuclear receptor activity. The record is from RefSeq and is a predicted model, not a curated record. Gene Ontology annotation, cellular component: chromatin.
AUGGAGAUAGAGGACAGGACGAAUGGGUUCGAUUACCCAGAGAGAAACAAUACGAAGUCCGUUAACGGCUUCUAUGGUGAACAUCCCUUGGAAGUUGAACAGAAUGAUGUCAUAGAUGAAAUGAAUGGCAGUAAUCUUGAUGAUGCAGCUGACCCACGUGUUUGCCUCAUCUGUGGAGACCGCGCCACAGGCCUGCACUAUGGCAUCAUCUCCUGCGAGGGCUGCAAGGGCUUCUUCAAGCGCAGCAUCUGCAACAAGCGCGUGUACCGAUGCAGCCGAGACAAAAACUGUGAAAUGUCGCGCAAGCAACGCAACCGCUGCCAAUACUGCCGUCUGCUCAAGUGUCUACAGAUGGGAAUGAACCGCAAAGCAAUCAGGGAAGAUGGGAUGCCAGGAGGGAGAAACAAAAGUAUCGGGCCUGUCCAGAUCACAGAUGAAGAGAUUGAGCGGAUCAUGUCGGGACAGGAGUUCAAGGAGGAAGCCAGUCUGCCGGAGCACACCUGGAGCAACAACGGUGACAGUAGUGACCACAGUUCUCCUAGCAACGGCGCCUCCGAGGGCAACCAGCCAUCACCUGCUUCCACUCUAUCAUCCAAUCGUUCUUUAGAGAUGGGUGGUGGCUACACGGCUGCUGUCAGGGACCAGUACAUCAAUGCCCCCAUGAACACCCCCUACCAGCUGCUACCUCACCUCUUUAGCUACGCUGCCCAGUCAGGCCUGCUGGCCCCCCAGCCCCGCAGCCUCUACCCCCAGUCACACCCCCUGGUGAUGCAGCUUGUGGCUGCAGAGGACCUGACUCCACUGGCCACCCCCAUGCUGAUAGAGGACGGGUACAAGGUGACUCAGGUGGAGUUGUUUGCGCUGCUGUGUCGUCUGGCCGACGAGCUGCUGUUUCGUCAGAUCUCGUGGAUCAAGAAGCUGCCGUUCUUCUGUGAGCUGUCUAUUGAGGACUACACCUGUUUACUCAGCUCCACCUGGCAGGAGCUGAUCCUGCUGUCCUGCCUCACCAUCUACAGUGCACAGAUCUUUGGAGACCUGGCCGACGUCACCGCCAAGUACACUCCCUCUGAUGAGGAGCUGCAGGGGUUCAGUGAGGAUAGCAUGGAGUUGAUGGAGAGGCUGAUCUAUCUGUUCCGCAAGUUCCACCAGUUGAAGGUCAGCAACGAGGAGUACGCCUGCAUGAAAGCCAUCAACUUCUUGAACCAAGAUAUCCGCGGUCUGACUAACGUCUCCCAGUUGGAGCAACUGAACAAGCGCUACUGGUACGUGUGUCAGGACUACACUGAGUACAAGUACCCUCACCAGCCGAAACGCUUCCCUGAGAUCAUGAUGUGUCUGCCAGAGAUCCGUUUCAUGGCAGGGAAGCUGGUGAACGUUCCUCUGGAACAGCUCCCCCUCUUGUUUAAAGCAGUUUUGCACUCCUGCAAAUCCAGCUUCAUCAGCAACAGGACAGGAAGUUCUCCCUGUAUGACUACUACUGGUACCUCCCCCGGGAACUGAGCCCCGUACCCUGGCCCCAGGACCGCCCUUUGACAAGAAUCUUACCUGGGGGGUGGGGCCAGGGACUGGUCCCCCUUCCUGUGAAUGUGACAAGCAAUUUUUGUUCUCUAUAUAUUUAUUACACGACAGAGCUGAAUGUAUGCUGAUUUACGCUGUGCACAUGCUUCUGUACAAACUAAAUGCACAUAGAUGCAUUGGUCUUUGGAGUUUACAAAUAUGUAUCCGAUUGCUCAACGUGUCGGUGUUGUCAUUGUUAGAACUAGAUUUGUAAGAUUUAUUUGAUUGGGAAUGGGGACGGGUAUAAAUGAGUUGACAGGUGUUUUGAGACUACCUCAGGAAGAUGAUGUUGCUAUUUUCAGGUACCUUUUUCUCGCUGUUUUGAAAUGAAGAGGUUGUCCGGUCUAAAUCAAAUCCCUGUAAAUGCUGUAAACUCCUGAAUCAUAGAUGAUAAGUCGGCCUUUACCAUGACAUUGACCAAAGGCAUUGCUGCAUAUUCAUUUGAACCAAAGAUAGAAAAGCAUUCAACCCUGCAAUCAACAAAUGAAUUUCCUGAAUUUCCCACUAGUUCUGGUGUAUUUUCUCACUUCUUGUAGUAUUUUUGUACACUCUUUCAUACAAUCCACAAACAGACAUCCUGUAGGGAUGGCCUGGUCAAUGUAACAUUCCUUGUCUUUCAGUGAGGUGAAAUUUUGUUGCAUUGUGGGAUCUUCAUAGAAAACAAGCAUAGGGGUAUUUUCUACAAUCAUAGACUGCAGAGCAAAUGUAGUUGCGAAGUUGCAGGGGUAGGGGAAAUGUGUUAGUAGCUUGAAUGAGAAGUUCUUUUGACCAAAGUGAUAUGCAAAGAUUUUUAAGCAGCACCCAUAGAUUAGUGAUUAGUCGAUAGCUCAGUGUAAUGAUUUCUUAUCAAUGAAGGACCAGAUUAAGAAAUGAAUCAAUCUGUUUAAGAGCCAGAGGGGAGACUCUCAGACAGACAGUGUAGCUCGUUCUUAUCUUAUCCCCUAGGCUGAGACACCACAAACAACGUCUCCACUCUCUUCUCUCCUAGUCCCUGUUGCACCCAUCUAUUCCUUCAAACAUACAACCCAUCUUGGCUUUCAACCCUCCACUGGUACUCCCUUGCCCAAACCUGAGCCUCUGCACAUGCUCACUGGGUUGGUGGUCCGAUCUGCACAGUUAGGCUACAAGGAAAUGCUGUCUUGUUCAUUUGUACUACUACAUUUGUAGACAGUGUUGGGUUUAGAAUGCUCAGGUGACUGUAUUUUGACUGCAACAGAGGAGAGAUGGAGGAGACAUUAGGGGCAUGUCUAUUAAUCUGGUCUGGGUUGACAGACUAGAGGUUACUUCUGGCUUGCACACAUUGUUUAAAAAAGCUAUAUAAAGAAAUAGGUUCUUUAUUUAUGAAGUAUGAGAUGAUCAUUUCAACCAGCCGUUAGCUGUUUCAUAACAACCAUUGUUUAAAAUUUGGAGCAAUGCAGUCCUUGCAAUGACUCUUUUAUGCAUGCUGUGGUGAGGCAGGAGACAUUCCUUGACCAUUACCAUGGCAAAGUGCCCACCCCGCAUUCUCCUCUCUCUCAGGUCCUAGUGGACCGGUAUUUAAACAGGGUAAAGUGAGUGUUAUGUAUUGCAUUCAUGAGUUACUCAGUGAUCACUAUGCUGAUGUACUUGUAGGAUUCUUAAUUGUAGAAUUCUGGACAUUGUAGGUCCUUUUAGAAAGUGUUUAAUGUUUCAUUUUUUUCUGUUUUAUGAAAGUGGCUGUUGUUUAAGGGCAUGUUUUAAGACUUUAACUGUUGCUCCCAGUUCAGUGUUUAGCUUAUUUGUCAGAAGAUGGUCGGAGACAGGACUUAACAUCAGCAAGGUCAGAGGUCCCUUUUCCACUCUGAGCAUAACCAAGCUAACCUCAAUCAACAGGUGGGCUUACGAUUGCUGCCUCUAUCACUGGGUCUAGACUAGUCUGUCUAUAUCUUCUUAGCCUUAACACUGUACUACACUGUACCAUCUAAUGUCCUGAACCACACUUUGAAUACUUUCACCAAUGCAGUGUUCUUUGUUUCAGUAGUUUCAAUUAGCCACCUUUCCAUGUUUUGUUGUGAUACAUUUCAUGUAUUUUGUUUUUUGGAGUGAAAAAAAGACCCCUAUCAUUUGUUUUAUUUUUAAUUAUUUCUGAUGGAUGUUGGAUGUGAUUCUAUCAACUUGAUGCCACAGUUCCAAAGGAAAUAAUGUUCAUGGUAUUGAUAUUACAAUUCUAAAGUGUUUACGAAUUGAUAACUUUUACUAUUACCAAAAACACUGAUUUGAUGAAUAGAAUGAUAUAUGCAGAGAGUGAAUUAACCAAUGGCAGGCCCCUGUGAAACUGGUAAAUAUACAGUGCAUUCGGAAAGUAUUCAGACAUCUUGACUUUUUCAAAAUGUUGUUACUUUACAGCCUUAUUCUAAAAUGGAUGUUUUACU